UACAAUUAUCAAACAACAAAAGAACAUGUUGGCCAUUAUGUUUUUAUAAAACUUGAAGGUCAAAAUCAAGAAGCCAUUCUUGAAAAAGAACCAAAAGCAUCCAUGCUUUGGCAUUACUUCAAUAUGUUAUAG
Molecule: messenger RNA, 132 nt
Organism: Racocetra persica
Lineage: Eukaryota; Fungi; Glomeromycota; Glomeromycetes; Diversisporales; Gigasporaceae
Source: the annotation of a GenBank genome assembly